This is a messenger RNA of Maudiozyma saulgeensis, 1038 nucleotides long. The record is from the annotation of a GenBank genome assembly. NCBI's taxonomy places the organism in Eukaryota, Fungi, Ascomycota, Saccharomycetes, Saccharomycetales, Saccharomycetaceae.
AUGCUUAGAAUGUUUAACACAGUCACUCUAAAGACCGUAUCAUGUCGGAGCUCGAAUGCAAUGAGGAUGAAUUUUGUGCAGCCAAACAGAGGGAUUGUUUUGGCAGCUGCUGUGACUGCCACAUUGGUUGACUUAAUUGGUGGUCGACAGGCAACUAUGGCAAAUGCAAUGGAACGAGGGGAACUACAUAACAAGAAUGUUGAUUAUGAAACUGAAAAGGAGGAAAGAAUGCAAAGGCGUAUAAAUAGCUUAAAAAAUACAAGACCAAUGACUCCUAAUUAUGAAGGUCAUAUCCCAUUAUAUACGACUGAAAAAGCGUUAUUAUUUGCAAUAAGUGGACUGAGAUCAUUUUUUCAUCCUGAAAAUGGAUUAAAUAUUGUUCAACUUGGUGAAGCCACAGCAUGGCCCAUUUUUUUAGAAAGUAUGAAACGUACCAUGUUAUCUGAUCCUACCGGUAGGAGAAUAUUAAGAGAAAGACCAAACGUUACUACUCAACAAUUAGAAAUGGAUCAUCUGGCUGAAUAUCCAAAGGGUUCAUUCGGGUAUCAAUUCUAUACAUGGUGUAAACGUGAGAAUGUUUCUCCUGAUACAAGAGCUCCCGUAAGUUAUAUAGAUGAUCCAUUACAUGCAUAUAUUUUUAAAAGAUAUAGACAAUGUCACGAUUUCUAUCAUGCAUUGAAUGAUAUGCCAAUUGUAAUCGAGGGUGAAAUCACUGUAAAAGCCCUUGAAGCUGCUAAUAUGGGGGUUCCAAUGGCUACUUUGGGUGCGAUAUUAGCUCCCUUAAGAUUAAAACCUGUACAAAGAAAAAGAUUAUACGAUAUAUAUUUGCCAUGGGCAAUCAGAACAGGGUUGACAUGCAAACCAUUAAUUAAUGUAUAUUGGGAAGAAGUACUGUCAAUGGAUUGUAACGAUUUGAGAAAAGAAUUGGGUAUUGUAUUACCACCUGAUUUAAGAAAUGUAAGAGCUGAGCGCAAAGAAAAGAUACGUGAACUGAACUUAAAAUAUAAAAAAUUAAAGGAAGAAAGUACCAAUUUAUGA